Molecule: messenger RNA, 2223 nt
Organism: Anopheles maculipalpis
Lineage: Eukaryota; Metazoa; Arthropoda; Insecta; Diptera; Culicidae
Gene: jef
Product: major facilitator superfamily domain-containing protein 6
Exons: 10
Coding region: 56-2221 (721 amino acids)
Cellular component (GO): membrane
Source: RefSeq, a predicted model, not a curated record
AGAAUUUAUUGAUUGUUCCGUUUAGUGACGACGUGAAGCGUCCUUAGCGUCAACCAUGCAGCCCUUCUCGAACGACUACGGUGGAGGGUACGGUGGCAACGGCUACGACCAGCAGCAACCCCAGCAAGAAAUUCCGAUGCGUCCGCAGGGUGUCGCACGGCCGAUGGUUGACCCGGAGGCCACGGGUGAAGUAGACCCUACACUAUACCCUCAGGCGAAGGAAUCGACACACAAGAUCCGGGGCAAGUCGGACAUACUCGAAAUGUUGUUCGGUUCCGUCGACCAGGAGCUGCUGCCUGUGAAGACGUUCUACUUUUUCUUCUACUCCGCUUUCGGCUCACUAUUUCCACUGAUGGGUGUGUACUUUAAGCAGAUGGGCAUGAAUCCGGGCCAAUGUGGUUUGCUGAUUGGUACGCGGCCGUUUGUCGAGUUCCUAUCAGCACCGUUCUGGGGUAGUUAUGCUGAUCGUUGUAAAAAAGGUAAAAUGCUUCUGUUGGCCUCACUUGCGGCAUGGAUUAUCUUUACCUUACCGCUCGGCUUUAUUCAACCACCGGCCACGAGCUGUAUCGAGCGGAAGAAUGCUACCGAUUUCGAGCUCCGAACACCUCAAGUACCUCGUAUUCUGAAACGCUCCAUCGACGAGAGCAUGCUGGAAGAGAUCAGCUUUGGUAAAUAUGUGACGGAUAGCGACAGUUCCUUCACCAGGGUGGAACGUGCCGCACGCCCAGUUGCUGCUGCGGGAGUAUCUCCUCUAGAUGUAAGCUAUGCCAACAAUUUCAACGAGAAGCUGCAUCGCGAUUGGGUCUCGCCGUUGUUCUCUUCGAUCGUUUAUCGUACGGCGGACAUCCAAAAAGCAUUCUUCUUAUUGCUACUGCUGGUCAUUAUUGGAGAGUUCUUUAGUGCACCAGCUAUCACGCUAGCAGAUUCUGCCGUCAUUACGAUCCUCGGUGAGGAUGCCGAUCGAUACGGGCAUCAGCGUAUGUUCGGUUCGCUGGGUUGGGGAUUGGCCAUGUUUUUCGUCGGCAUUGCGCUGGAUCACUCCACAGCUUUCCCGGACCAUCCAUGCGGUCCAGAAAAGCAGGAGAAAAACUACACCAUCUGCUUUGCGACGUUCUCGGUACUGAUGGGAGCAGCCCUAAUCUCCGCAACACAGAUUCAGUUCAAGUAUGACUAUUCGGAGACCCAAGAACCCGUCCAAGUGGAAAAGGUACCUCAAGAACCAACACACGAGGAGCAAAUGCAGGCUCAACUGGCACAACAGCUGCAGUUGCCGUCUUUGGCAGCCUCUGGAACAGGCAUGGCUAGUGCAGCACCACCUCCAGCCGCACUCGGUGCACAGACCAAAAUGUUUGCCCAAACUACACGCGAAAUGCCAGAAUGGGUUACGGUGUUGAAGCAGUUCAAGAAUCUCAAGUGUGCCUCGUUCCUGUUCGUUGCGUGGUUCAUGGGUUUCGGUAUUGGGCUUAUUUUUACGUUCCUGUUCUGGCAUCUGCAAGACUAUGGUGGUUCUCCCACACUGUUCGGUGUUGCCUCGGUCAUCAACCAUAUCUCGGAAAUCUUCGCCUACUUCUUCAGCUUCCGCCUGAUCACACAGAUCGGUCACGUGAAGGUACUCUGUCUGGGGCUGGUCGGUAACAUUCUUCGCUUCCUGUACAUCUCGUAUCUGAAAAACCCGUGGUGGGUGUUGCCGUUUGAGUUUAUGCAAGGUAUCACACAUGCUGCUGUGUGGGCUGCUUGCUGUUCCUACAUCGCGCACAACACUCCUCAACAUUUACGAUCAUCUGCACAAGGAGUACUGCAAGGACUUCAUCACGGAUUGGGUAGAGGCUGUGGUGCCGUCAUUGGCGGUAUGUUCGUCACCUACUUCGGUACAACGGCCACCUUCCGUGGUUAUGGCGUGAUCUGCAUUCUGGUGCUUGCCGCAUUUGUGUUCAUCAACUUCUAUCGCAAGGAUGAAGGUUUCAUUUCGGAAAUUCCUACCACGGAGGAUCCUCAUCAGGUGGCAGAAGAGACAGCCCAUUUGGCUCCGCACGGUGUUCCGAGCAAUCCUAUACCACGGGCUCUCUCGAGCACGCGGCUGAACGAGAUAGGCCAGCAAAACGUGGAUAACGGAUACGGCACCUACCAAACGACUGGUGGAGCAUUGGAUGUGCCUGGUGGUGCCCCUAAGAACCCGUUCGGCGCACCGCAAGGUAACAUGUACGGUGGUAAUCAAUACUAAAA